Filobasidium floriforme is the source of this 1122-nucleotide messenger RNA. RefSeq lists its product as uncharacterized. The transcript is spliced from 5 exons. The coding region runs from base 1 to 1122 and encodes 373 amino acids. The record is from RefSeq and is a predicted model, not a curated record. NCBI's taxonomy places the organism in Eukaryota, Fungi, Basidiomycota, Tremellomycetes, Filobasidiales, Filobasidiaceae.
AUGCCUCGACGUAUUUACCCAGAUAUAUCGCUGCGUAGACCUGGUGCACCUUCCGCUGAAGCCCGCAAGAGGAAGGCCAAGGAGACCGACACGACCCUUGAGCGUCCUGAAUCCAUGGCCGACGCCGUCCCCAUCGAGUUCUCCCCCGGCGUUAUUCUCGACUUGGACGACAAUCUCGGCGACCCCGAUAUCCACUUCUUCGAUCCCCGCAAGGCCACCAUGCACCACUGGUGGGCGUCAAUUUGCGACGACCAAAGCAAGUGGGCAAAGACCGUCGCCUCGAAGCGAGGGGAUUUUCCGGCGCCCAAAAUCGGCAAGGACUGGAAGGUGAUUCGAACGUCGACCGGUUCGUUCUUGAUUCCGCCGACGGGCAAGAAGUUGACCGAGAUCAACUUGGACUUGGAGAUUCAAAAGGCGCUCAUCAAGGAAGACGAACGCCCCUUCCUCCCCAUCGACCCUCCCGCCGACUUCCUCGAGCUCUGCGUACCUGGUCGGGCGGGACUUGACGAGGCGCCAAUCAACGGGUGGUUGGCAAAGUACCGUGGCGGCUGGCGAGUCGCUUGUACUCACUGCGAGACGAAGUACGCCGGCGGUAAAUAUGGCCACCUUCCCUUCCGCGCUCGAGAUAACGCUCGCCAGUGGAAGAUCAAGAGCACCGACGACGACGUAGUCCGGUGGGAAACUCCCCUCGCCUUCACUUCGACGUACGGUCCUCUCGUUCUUUGCCGGGCGGCAAUUCCCCUCGCCAAAUCUUCGUCGUUCUCGUCCUGCGGCCGAUGCAAGUCCCUCGGCGACAAGUGCGCCGACCCCGGCGCUGAAGAAAAGGACGACUGGGACUUCGACGUCAAGGACGAGGCGCAGACUGCGGUUCUACGCGUCGCCAAGAUCAUCCGGGGAUUUUGCCUCGGCCACUACGAGCUCAAGAACGACAAGAUUGAAGCCACGAGACUCGCCUUCGGAAUUCUCCGCAACGAAUGUUGCCACGACUUCCAGUGCGAUUUAAUUGACGGCGUCGUUCAAGAGCACGGUGCCGACCCCUCGGAAGAAGUCCAGAGAAUUCUGGCGGCGGCGCUUGACGGUUUGAGCAAGGUUUCGAAGCGUGCGGGUAAGAGGAAGGCUUAG